Sphaeramia orbicularis (orbiculate cardinalfish) is the source of this 1416-nucleotide messenger RNA. It is a transcript of the gene pabpn1l, whose product is annotated as PABPN1 like, cytoplasmic. The record is from RefSeq and is a predicted model, not a curated record. Gene Ontology annotation, cellular component: nucleus. Bases 241 to 1032 code for a protein of 263 amino acids. Gene Ontology annotation, biological process: nuclear-transcribed mRNA catabolic process, deadenylation-dependent decay. Lineage: Eukaryota; Metazoa; Chordata; Actinopteri; Kurtiformes; Apogonidae. Gene Ontology annotation, molecular function: poly(A) binding. The transcript has 6 exons.
GGAUGCGCCACUGGAGGAACACUUCCUUCCUCCAGCACCAUUCUGUGUCACGUGAGCCACACUUGUCCAUCAAUCGUGCGCGUCAUGAGUCUCACUUACUCACAGGUGAUACCUAUUAGUCUACCUCAUAUGCUAUCAGGUGUCGCGUCCGUUGAUCGUUUUUCUUCCUGCGUGAGGUAUUUUGUGGCGGAUUGGCGAGCUGCGGUUUGCUUUUGCAGAUGCCAUGUUUGAGCAGUGAGCAUGGCGGAAAACCAUCUGGAGCACAGAUACCUGGAGGGAGAGUCCAUCGGGGAGCAUUACGGAGAGGACCCCGAGCUGGCGGCCAUCAAGGCCAGGGUUCAGGAACUGGAGAUGGAAGAAGAGACCGACAGACUCAGGGAGGAGGACGAGCGCUGCGAUGCUGCAGAGAUGCAGCUCUUGACCAGCAGCCCCCGGCCGGGGCCUUUUUACAAUAUGACUCCUGAAGAGAGGAUAGACGCUGACAACAGAUCAGUUUACGUUGGAAAUGUAGACUAUGGAGCUACAGCAGACGAGUUGGAAAUCCAUUUCAAUGGCUGCGGUCCUGUCAACAGAGUGACCAUUCUAUGUGACCGGUUCUCCGGGCAUCCUAAGGGCUUUGCUUACAUUGAGUUUUCUGAUCGAGACUCUGUGCAGAGUGCUAUUGGGUUGCAUGAGACCUUGUUCAGAGGAAGAGUCCUCAAGGUAAUGCCCAAGAGGACCAACAUGCCAGGAAUUAGCACCACAGACAGGGGAGGGCACCGAGGCGGUCACUCCAGGGGCAGAGGUCGAGGUUUCCGUCCACCCAGAUACCUUAACAGCUCUCGAGGCAGGUUCCGGUACCAGUCAACCAGGCCACAACAUCAAACACCCCACCCUUACUAUGGAGGCCCUUCAGUGGGGAAGAGGCAGUGGGGGCAGUUGGACUAUCAUGAACAGAUGCCUAAACGUUACCCAUGUCUUCUGCUUAUCACCCCACCGUCAGAAGAGUUGGGUGCAGGCUCAAGUGGACAGCACUACCCCCAACAGCGCUAACACUAUGUAUGUACAAUAUCAAGUGGAUGAGAACUGGUCAUUUUAAAAAGAAAAAUUCAGAAUUUACUGUGUGCGAGUGAGGACCAGAAUAAAUGGCAGAGAUUUGGACUUCCCAAGUUGGACCCCGGGCAGUUUCUUCUAAUUAGGUGACAUGUGAACAGUGAACUUUGGGGUCAGAAAUUCUUUGAAAAGGCACUGCAUUUAAAGCUUGUUCCUGUAAAUGCAUGGACAAUCCUCAAAUUGUUAUGCAGUUGCGUCCCUUAUUGUUUUUACAAAUUGAUGCGAAUGUAUUGGUAUUAUCUGCCUGCAUUGUCAUGUAUAAAUCCUCUGUGUACACGUUCUUUGCUAUGUAAGUGAAUAAAUAAAAAAUGAUUCAGUGCUUCA